Varanus komodoensis (Komodo dragon) is the source of this 1215-nucleotide messenger RNA. RefSeq names its product C1q and TNF related 4 (gene C1QTNF4). Lineage: Eukaryota; Metazoa; Chordata; Lepidosauria; Squamata; Varanidae. The coding region runs from base 1 to 1122 and encodes 373 amino acids. The transcript has a single exon. The record is from RefSeq and is a predicted model, not a curated record. Gene Ontology annotation, molecular function: protein binding.
AUGAUGACUCAACUGAAGGUUCCGCUUUUGCUCGGCUUCCUCUGCCACAUAGCCUGUUUCCCCGUGUAUGGCUUUCCUGCUGAGUCUGGAACGGAGUUCAGGUCGGCUUUCUCGGUUGCUAGAACCAGCAGCAUGGAAGGAAGCACUGAAAUGGUGAUCACAUUUGACAAAGUCUACGUGAACAUUGGGGGUGACUUUGACCCCAAAGCUGGGUUGUUUCGAUGUCGUAUCCCCGGAGCCUAUUACUUCUCCUUCACAGUUGGAAAAUACCCCAAGAAAAACUUAUCAGUCAUGCUGAUGAGAAACAAGAAUGAGGUUCAAGCAAUUGUAUAUGAUGAACACCACCGUAAAGAGCGGAAGGUAGCCAGCCAGAGUGCCAUGUUACAGUUGGACUAUGGAGACACGGUCUGGCUACGCUUACAUGGGGAUCCCAAGUAUGCGCUCUACAGCAAUGUGGGUCCCUAUACAACUUUCAAUGGAUACCUCAUCUAUCCAGACACAUCCAGCUAUUUUCAAAAUACCGUUGGCUCCCAGGAUCUAGGAGAACCUUCAGGGCCUCCUCCUCCUCGUGUGAUUCAGCAACUUUCCAUCAACCAGAACGAAGUCUCUGAGAGACACCUGCUUUCUGACCAACCAAGCAGAUCACAGGAUCCUCGCUCAGCAUUUUCUGCUGCCCGUUCUGAAAGCCUCCUGGGGACAGAUGAGAAGCAAACCCAGCACGAACCAAUCACAUUUGACACAGAGUUUGUAAACAUUGGAAAAGAUUUCAAUGUCUCAAGUGGCAUCUUCACAUGUCGUGUCCCAGGUGCCUACUAUUUUUCUUUCACCAUUGGCAAGAUGCCUUUCAAGACCAUGUCUGUGAAACUGAUGAAGAACCACAAUGAAGUCCAAGCGAUGAUCUAUGAUGACAACCAUUCCAAGAGGCGUGAGAUGCAAAGCCAGAGCAUUAUGCUGCCUCUGCAGUCUGGCGAUACCGUCUGGCUGUACAGCCACCAGCAUGAUGGCUAUGGUGCCUAUAGCAACCAUGGCAAGUACAUCACCUUCACUGGGUUCCUUGUCUAUCCUGAGGCUAAGCCCAAACCACCCUCAGAUGCCAACAAGUCUCCAGGGUCAAGGCUCUAAGCACAAAUACAGAAAGAGCCUUAGAGGAGUCGAGAUGCAGCAGACUCUGGUGCAAGUCCUGGACAGAGGUCAUCCUUUACAUGACAGUGUUAA